Tetrahymena thermophila SB210 is the source of this 3966-nucleotide messenger RNA. Its product is annotated as hydantoinase/oxoprolinase. Gene Ontology annotation, molecular function: 5-oxoprolinase (ATP-hydrolyzing) activity. Gene Ontology annotation, biological process: glutathione metabolic process. NCBI's taxonomy places the organism in Eukaryota, Ciliophora, Oligohymenophorea, Hymenostomatida, Tetrahymenidae. Gene Ontology annotation, cellular component: cytosol. The transcript is spliced from 8 exons. The record is from RefSeq and is a predicted model, not a curated record.
AUGGCUUCAAAAAUUUGCAAGGGAGAUUAUUCAACUGCUUAAAAUGUUAAAUUAGAAUUUUCUAUUGAUAGAGGUGGUACUUUCACUGAUAUAUACUGUAAUGUCUUACAAAAUGAUACUUAUAAGGAAUCAAUCGUAUAUAAGCUUCUUUCAGAGGACCCUAUUUAUGGAGAUGGUCCAAGAGAGGGAAUUAGAAGGUUGAUAGAAAAUAUCCUCAAUGUAUAAGUGCCCGUGAACACUCCUAUACCUUCAAAGCAUAUCAAAAGUUUAAGGAUGGGUACAACAGUGGCUACUAAUGCUCUGUUAGAGAGAAAGGGUGUAAAGACAGCAUUAAUUGUUACGAAGGGGUUCAAAGAUUUGUUAAAAAUAGGUAAUCAAUCACGUCCGAACAUUUUUGAUUUGACUAACAGUAAGCCAGAAGUACUUUAUGAGGCUGUUUUAGAAGUUGAUGAAAGAGUUCGCAUACUUAAAGAGAGUGAAGAUAGAAGCUAAUUAGAGAAUAUAUGCGAAGGUAUUACUGGUGAGUAUGUAGAAAUUUAAUAAAGAAUCGAUGAAUAGUAAGUAGAAAAAGAUUUAGCAAAAUUGAAAGAAUCAGGUAUUGAAGCUCUCUCUAUUGUUUUUAUGCAUUCCCCUUCCUACAGUAAGCACGAAGAAAUAGUUGGCUAAAUUGCAGAAAAAUUAGGAUUUCCUUAAAUAUCUCUUUCUUCUAAAAUAAUUCCCAUGAUUAAAAUACUUCCAAGAGGUUCUACAGCAACUCUAGACGCAUAUCUAAACCCUUACAUUUUUAGAUAUCUACAAAGCUUUGUCAGCGGAUUCGAUAGCGAUAUAAGUUAGACAUAAAUAUAUUUUAUGCAAUCUGAUGGUGGUUUAUGUGAUAUUUCUAACUUUAGAGGUUCAAGAUCUAUUCUUUCAGGACCUGCAGGAGGUGUUAUAGGAUAUGCAGAGACAUCUAAAUUUUUAUUAAAAAAUAACAAAGAAUUCAAAGGAAUAAUUGGUUUUGAUAUGGGUGGUACAUCAACAGAUGUUUCUAGAUAUGAUGGAAUCAAAUUUGAUCAUAUUUUUGAUGCUUAAAUUGCUGGUGUUAUGAUCUAAACACCUCAUUUAGAUAUCAAUACUGUAGCUGCUGGUGGAGGAUCUCGUCUCUUUUACACUAAUGGUAUUUUCAAAGUAGGACCUGAAUCUGCAGGAGCCACUCCUGGCCCUGUUUGUUAUGGAAGAAACGGGUAUUUGGCAAUUACUGAUGCAAAUCUCAUUCUUGGGAGAAUUCAACCAAAAUAUUUUCCUAAAAUAUUUGGAAAGAACAACGACGAAGAAUUAUUCAAAAAUUUAACGAUACAAAAAUUUGAGGAGUUAACAAAUGUCAUUAAUGAUGAAAUUAGUAGAACAAGUAAUGGAAGAGAAGUCAAAAAAAUGACGAUUUAAGAAGUUGCUUAUGGUUACGUAAAAGUUGCUAAUGAAAGUAUGUGUAGGCCAAUUAGAAACAUUACUUAAGGUAAAGGGUGCAAUCCUAAACAUGAUAUACUUAACAUUUUUGGAGGUGCAGGAGCACAGCAUGCAUGCUCAAUUGCUUCGAAGUUGGGCAUGAGAAAAAUAUUUAUCCAUGAGUAUGCUGGUAUAUUAAGUGCAUAUGGAUUAGAUAAAGCUAAUGUUAUAGAGGAAUCAUCUCUACCUUUGUAGGUGAUUUUGGAUCUAUCAAAUAAUUAAUAGAAAGAGGAUAUCAAGAAAAAGUUAGAUGAGCUUUAAGUUAAAAAUGCCUAAAUUCUCAGCAAGUUAAACUUUGCUUAAGAAAAUAUCCAUCACGAGAGGUAUUUGUCAGUGCGUUAUGAAGGAACAGAUACUUAAAUUUAAAUUCUUGAAACUGGUUGCAACCAGGAUGUUCUUGCUAAAUUUGUUAGUUAACACUAAAAAGAAUUUGGUUUUGUGCUAGACAAAAGAAGAAUUUGCAUAGAUUAAUGCAGAGUCAGAACUAUUGCUAAUAAGAGCUAAGAGCAAGAAGAAGACUCUGAAGAGUUUAGUAGUUUUAUUGAAUAAACUUAAAUUCAAAAAAUAAGUGAGGAAAUGGUUUAUUUUGAAGUUGAAGGUGUUAUUAAAGAAGUUAAAACUCCUGUUUACUAAAUGGAAACUCUUGAACCUUCAAGCAGAAUUUAAGGUCCUUCUGUUAUAUUAAAUAAUACAAGCACAAUUAUUAUCGAACCUGGAUGGACUUCUCUUGUAACUAAAAAAAGAAAUUUGUUACUAUCAGAAAAUAAAUUGUAACAGGAAAGUGUAAAUUAUUUCUAGCAGGAGGUCAAAUGUGAUCCCAUUGAAUUAUCUAUCUUCAGUAAUAGAUUCAUGAGUAUUGCAGAGUAAAUGGGUAGAACUCUGUAAAGGACUGCAGUGAGCACAAACAUUAAAGAGAGACUUGAUUUUUCAUGUGCAAUAUUUGCUCCAGAUGGAAGUUUGGUAGCAAAUGCACCUCAUUUACCAGUGCACUUAGGUUCUAUGAGCGAAGCUAUAAAAUAUCAAAUUAGAACACUUGGAUCUUCUUGGAAAGAAGACGAAGUUAUCCUGUCAAACCAUCCAGCUGCUGGUGGAAGUCAUUUACCAGAUAUCACAAUAAUCACCCCAGUAUUCGAUGUUGUUGACUAAGUAACACAAGAAAAAAAACCUAUUUUUUACAUAGCUUCUAGAGGCCAUCAUGCUGAUGUAGGAGGGCUCACUCCUGGAUCAAUGCCUCCUUUCUCUCGUAGUAUUUUAGAUGAAGGUAUAGCUAUAAAAUCGCUAAAAAUAGUCAGAGAUGGUAUCUUACAAGAAUAAGAAAUAAUUGAUAUAUUUACAAAUCCAGGUCCAAACCAAAGAGGUACAAGAGCUCUUAAUGAUAAUAUAUCAGAUAUUAAAGCUCAAGUUAGUGCAAACAACAGAGGUGUAGAAUUGAUCAAAUAGCUAAUUUAAGAAUAUUCACUUCAUUAUGUACAAGCAUACAUGCACUUCAUUCAAGACAAUGCUGAAGAAUCAGUAAGGAGAAUGCUUGUUGACCUAUCAAUUAAAAAUAAAAUGGCUGAAGUGGAUACUGUUUCAGAAAUAGAGUACAUGGAUGAUGGUACUCCUAUCUGCCUUAAAUUAACUAUCGAUAGAACAAAUAGAAAGGCUCACCUCGAUUUUGAUGGAACAGGAUUUUAAGUCCUAAGCAAUAUUAAUGCUCCAUAUGCAGUGACUACUUCUGCAAUAAUUUAUUGUUUGAGAUGUUUGGUGAAUUCAGAAAUCCCGUUAAAUGAAGGGUGCUUAAAACCAAUCACAUUCAACAUUCCUAAAAACUCUUUAUUAUGCCCGAGCGAAAAUUCUCCAAUAGUAGGUGGAAAUGUACUUACAUCGCAAAGAAUUACUGACCUUAUUUUGAAAGCAUUCAAAGCAUGUGCAGCUAGUUAUGGAUGUAUGAACAACCUUACAUUUGGCAAUGACACUAUGAGUUAUUACGAAACUAUCUGUGGAGGAGCCGGUGCAGGACCAUCUUGGAACGGAUAAAACUCUGUUUAGUGCCAUAUGACAAAUACAAGGAUUACAGAUCCAGAAAUUCUGGAAAGGAGAUAUCCUGUUAUUUUAAGAAAAUUUGAAAUCAGAUAAGGUAGUGGUGGAUAGGGCUAAUAUAAAGGCGGUGAUGGAGUAAUUAGAGAAUUUUAAUUCUUAUAACCUUUAAAAGUAAGCAUUUUGAGUGAAAGAAGAGUUUUUGCUCCUUUUGGUUUGAAUGGAGGAGAAAAUGGUGCUAAGGGUUUAAAUUUGCUUGUACAAGGAGAUUUAAUUACUAAUCUAGGUGCUAAAAAUACAGUGGAUGUAUAAAAAAAUGAUAUUAUUAUUAUUCACACUCCAGGUGGAGGUGGUUAUGGAGAUAAAAACAAAAAGCAAGAGUAAUUAGAUGAAAAAAAUAAUACAAAUACAUAUGUAAAUUUAGGAAGCGAAUCUACUUUCAAAAGAAAGCAAGAAACAUGCUGA